Aspergillus melleus is the source of this 822-nucleotide messenger RNA. RefSeq lists its product as uncharacterized. The transcript has a single exon. NCBI's taxonomy places the organism in Eukaryota, Fungi, Ascomycota, Eurotiomycetes, Eurotiales, Aspergillaceae. The record is from RefSeq and is a predicted model, not a curated record. The coding region runs from base 1 to 822 and encodes 273 amino acids.
AUGAAGAGGGGAGUGGGAAGCUUGGAAGAGUUCUACAGAGGCGUUGAAGAUGGUUACUACGCAUUGGAUCAACAUCUGAUCCCUCCACCAGGAAUGGCGGGCAUUGGAGACGAGGAAAUCCCUAAUGAUGAUGUAUCUGAGAUGCCUGAAGAUUCCGAUUCCUUCCUUGACAACCAAAUCCUUCAAGCCUCCAAUGAAAGCCCCGAACUCCCUGUCAACUGCCAAAUCCCUCGGGGUUUUCAAACGUCCCACCAUGGCUCUGAAAUAUCUGAUAUGGCUGAUGUUUUUGAUGUUUUCGAAGGCCCUGGCCUCCCUGGCCUCCCUGGACUCCCCGAGCAACUCGUCGAAGCUCAUCAAUCGGACGAUGAAACCGUGACGAACGAUGACCCUCGCACUUCAAUCGAUCUAUUUUCAAUACCUGGUUCUCCAUCUCCGUCACCGUCGCCGCCGCCGCCACCACCAGCCGUCAUCAGACUCUUCGAUGGGGCAACAAAGCAAUGGAUAGCGCAACAGAACAGCGACGCUUCCUCCGAACCCCCGGGUUCCUCCGCUGAAACCGCAAUCAGCGUCAAUUCCGACGAUGAGUUCGAUAUGAUCUUCACCGAGUGCAAAAGCGAAUCUUCCGGUUCAUCGCCUCCAGCUGCCUUGAAUGAGCUGCGUCUCAUUCCUGACGAGAAACCCAUUAAGGCUCUCAAGGACGAUAACAGUAGAGGCCGUUUUCCUGCGACGCCUAUCCACCCCCGUGAUCGUUACCCAGUGACAUCCAUACCCCGUGAUCGCUUCGCUGCUGAUAGGGAGAGAGUUCUAAAUUUCUGGGGGUAA